Messenger RNA from Oncorhynchus kisutch (coho salmon), 6601 nucleotides. Its product is annotated as calcium-dependent secretion activator 2. The transcript has 25 exons. Gene Ontology annotation, biological process: positive regulation of exocytosis; dense core granule exocytosis; synaptic vesicle exocytosis. The record is from RefSeq and is a predicted model, not a curated record. Bases 27 to 3305 code for a protein of 1092 amino acids. Gene Ontology annotation, cellular component: glutamatergic synapse. NCBI's taxonomy places the organism in Eukaryota, Metazoa, Chordata, Actinopteri, Salmoniformes, Salmonidae.
UCCUGAAGAGCGAGCGGGUGUCCAGGAUGGUGCAGAGCGGCGGCUGCUCGGCCUGCGACUUCCGUGACGUCUUCAAAAAGAACAUUGAGCGGCGGGUGCGCAGCUUGCCCAAAAUCGACGGCCUGAAAAAAGAGACAGUGCUGAGCUCCUGGAUCGCCAAGUAUGACACCAUCUACAGGGGGGAUGAGGACCUGCGGCGCCAGCCCCAGAGGAUGCACCUCAGUGCCGUGUCCGAGAUGAUCCUCAGCAAGGAGCAACUGUAUGAGAUGUUCCAGCAGAUUCUGGGCAUCAAGAAGUUUGAGCACCAGCUGCUGUACAACGCCUGUCAGCUGGACAAUGUGGACGAACAGGCAGCCCAGAUCCGCCGGGAGCUGGAUGGAAGAUUACAGCUUGCAGAGAAGAUAGCCAGGGAGAGGAAUUACCCCAAGUUUGUGUCUAAAGACAUGGAGGCCAUGUACAUCGAGGAGAUGCGGUCGUCUGUCAAUCUGCUCAUGGCUAACCUGGAGAGCCUACCUGUGUCCAAGGGAGGCCCCAACUUCAAACAGAAGCUAAAACGCUCCUCCAUGAACAACUCCUUCCUAGACAUGGGCGACGAGACAGAAUUCCUUUCCAAGUCCGACGUGGUCCUCUCCUUUGCACUGGAGAUAGUGAUAGUGGAGGUGCAGGGCCUCAGGUCGGUGGCUCCUAACAGGAUUGUGUACUGCACCAUGGAGGUGGAGGGAGGAGAGAAACUGCAGACAGACCAGGCAGAAGCCUCCAGACCACAGUGGGGCACUCAGGGCGACUUCACUACGACGCACCCGUUACCCAUGGUCAAAGUGAAGCUGUUUACAGAGAGCACGGGGGUACUUGCCCUUGAAGACAAGGAGCUGGGGAGGGUGAUCCUGAACCCAACUACCAACGGACCCAAGCAGGCUGAGCUCCACAAGAUGGUGGUGUCCAAGAACAGUCAGGACGUAGAGCUAAAGAUCCAACUAGCUGUCCGCAUGGACAAACCCCCCAACAUGAAGCACAGCGGGUACCUUUAUGCGUUGGGACAGAGAGUUUGGAAACGUUGGAAAAUAAGAUAUUUCGUUCUUGUCCAGGUCAGCCAAUACACCUUUGCAAUGUGCAGCUAUAGAGAGAAGAAGUCUGAGCCCCAUGAACUGAUGCAACUAGAAGGUUACACUGUGGACUACUCCGACCCCCAGCCUGGUACACACACACACACAGGUCUCCAGGGUGGUCGAGUGUUCUUCAAUGCGGUCAAGGAGGGUGACCUGGUCGUGUUUGCCAAUGAUGACGAGCAGGACCGGAUGCUGUGGGUUCAGGCCAUGUACCGCGCUACAGGCCAAUCAUACAAACCAAUUCCACCCACCCAGAACUGCAGAGCAGGGAACUCCCAGCCAUUCGCACCAAUCUCACUGCUCAGUCUGGAUUGCUCUCAGAGGCAGGGGGUAGAGGAGCUGAUCUCUGCGGUGCCCUGUCGGUUCGACCACGCCGCCUUGUUCCCUUUUCUGCAGAAGCAGACCCUACAGCACCGGAUGAAUGACUCCUUCUCCUGCCUGGGAUGGUUCAGUCCAGGUCAGGUGUUUGUGCUGGAUGAGUACUGCGCCCGCUACGGUGUGAGGGGCUGCCACCGCCACCUCAGCUACCUCCGGGACCUGAUGGAGUACUCUGGGAACAAUGUCCUAGUCGACCCCACCCUCCUGCAUUACAGCUAUGCUUUCUGCGCCUCCCACAUUCAUGGCAACAGGCCGGAUGGAAUGGGCACAGUGACUGAGGAAGAGAGAGAUCAGUUUGAGGACAUAAGAGGCCGUCUCCUGAGUCUAUUGGACAACCAGAUCAUCCAUUUUAGGUACUGUUUCCCCUUUGGACGACCAGACGGGGCCCUCAAAGCGACACUCUCCCUACUAGAAAGGGUUUUGAUGAAGGACAUCACCACACCGGUUCCUCCUGAUGAGAUGAGGAAGGUAGUCCAGAAAUGUUUGGAGAAAGCUGCCCUUGUCAACUACUCCCAGCUGACCAAACACGCUCAGAUGGAGGCUGAUGCUCAAGCUGCCACGGAGAAGAGGUUGGAGGACAUGAUGCGACUGGGAGAACUUUGUAUUGAGGUCCUGCAGCAGAAUGAUGAGCACCAUUCAGAGGCCAUUUCAUGGUGGCCGGAGAUGAUGGCGGAGCACGCAGAAACGUUCAUGUCUCUCUACACCGUCGACAUGGAUGGUGCUCUGCAAGUCCAGCCCAUUGACUCAUGGGAUAGCUUCCCCUUAUUCCAGCUGCUUAACAACUUCCUGCGAUGUGACCCUCACCUGUGCAAUGGCAUGUUCCACAAGCACCUGCAGGACCUGUUCAUCCCGCUGGUGGUGCGCUACAUAGACCUUAUGGAGUCCUCCAUCGCCCAGUCCAUCCACCGCGGCUUCGAGCAGGAAACCUGGCAGUCCGUCAAUAACAGCUCGGAGACCUCCGAGGACCUCUUCUGGAAGUUGGACGCCCUCCAGAUGUUUGUCCUGGACCUGCACUGGCCCGAGCCUGAGUUUGCUAAACAUCUGGAGCAGAGGCUGAAGCUCAUGGCCAGCAACAUGAUGGAGGCCUGUGUCAAAAGAACGAAAGCGGCUUUCGACUCCAAGAUGCAGAAGGCCAGCAAGUCAACAGACUUCCGGGUGCCGUUGUCGGUAUGCACCAUGUUCAAUGUGCUCAUUGAAGCCAGGAAGCAGUGCUCCAAACUCUGUGUGCUGGACACCGGUCUAGAGCAACAGCACCAUUCGAAAAUCGACGACCUGAUCGAUGACACGUUUAAAGACAUGAUUUCCUCCCUGGUCUCAAAGUUUGCUGGACCUCUAGACGCCGUUCUCUCCAAGCUCUCCAGAUAUGACGAAGGGACGUUAUUUUCUUCGAUCUUCUCUUUCACGGUGAAAGCGGCUGCCAAGUAUGUGGAUGUGCCUAAGCCAGGGAUGGACCUGGCUGAUACCUACAUAACGUUUGUGCGGCAGAACCAGGACAUCCUGCGAGACCGCGUCAACGAGGAGAUGUACAUCGAGAAGCUGUUUGACCAAUGGUACACCAGCUCCAUGAAGGCUCUGUGUGUGUGGCUGACAGACAGACUGAACUUGCAGCUUCACAUGUACCAGCUGAAAACACUCAUCAAGAUUGUCAAGAAGACAUACCGAGACUUCCGGCUCCAAGGAGUUCUGGAUGGAACCCUGAACAACAAAAGCUAUGAGACCGUCUACAACCGACUCACCGCGGAGGAGUCUACCGUGGCGGUCAAGGCUGGCGACGGUCUCCAAGGUAUCACCAUGAGAGACAGUGACGAGGAGGACGGAUGAACUUUGGGAAGUGUGUGCUUGUGUGGAAGGGAUGGAGAUUGUGUGUGUGAGACGGAAUGAUAUGAAGGGGUUGGAGAACAUACACUAAAGUGUGUGAUGAAGUCAUCCAUCCUUGUGUACCCCCUCUCUCUCUCACCAAUCCCUAGUACAAUAGUGGGUACCUUCCCAGCCAUAAUGACAUAAUGUUAUUUUGUACAGUACAGCUCAGUGGUCACCAACUGGUAACCUUCAGGGCAGUACCCCUUUGUUUAUUUAUUUAAUUUGUUUGUUUGUUUUUACUUUAUUUUAAUGGUGAUGUAGACCAAGAAAAAAUGCAAGUUGUUAUCUUAAUGCAGCCCUUAAUGCUCAAAUCAGUUUUGUUUUUCAAAUCCGUUUUGGAAUAUUGACUGUCCAAACAGCAGGUUACAAGUGACCAAAUCGGAUUUUGCUGACAAAGCAGUCUUUGCUGACAUGGCUACGCUAGUUGUCAUAGUAACGACUGUUGUGUGUGCAGUGGUGUUGGCUGAUUGGUGGUGGUGCUCAUGCUUCCUCUCACUCAGAAGAUAUGUACUGUAGCAAGCUAAGGUGACAAAAACAGUAGCUAUGCUUCCAUUAACUUGUCCAGUGAUUUUGUGUCAACAUUUAGAAAGUUUGCAUAGAAAAUAGAUGCAACAAUGGCCGGCUAGGGUGUGUUUCCAUUGAACAACCUUGUGUCGAUUAAAACAGCUGGACAUAAUGUCACACCCCAACAAAAACGCAAAAACCUACAGUGUCAAAUUAAAAUGUAGUGGCUGAAGUGUUUCCAUUACCCAUUUAGGCAAAUUGCACACUAAUACAUUGGUGACAACCUGUGUGCCAUCCCACCUACCCGUUUCGUGUCUCGGGAAGCCUUCGAAAGCCAGCAAGAAUGCAAUAAUUGAGUAGGCAUUUAGAAUUAAAUGUUGUGGAGCUUUAUAGUUAUGUGAUGACAUCAUGUGCCUCGCGUACCUUAAAAAAUAUUCUGCAAUCAGAAUUUAUUAGUUAAACCCCGUUUUCCAUUUUAAUUUGUCACAAUAAAGAAAGUUCGACCAAAAAAAAGAUCCACCAGUCGAACAAAUAAAAAUGUUGUCCAUCUUUAGAAAAUGUCUCCUAUAUCUGCCAUUACACAUGUCGCAAUGAUUUUUUGUUGACAUUGCUUUCCAAUAAACCUGGGUCAAUGGAAACCUGCCUAGUGCCUGUCAUGAACAUUUCCCAAUUGCAUUGAAUGUUCAAAAUCACAGUGUACAUACACUUUUAAGCCUCAAAGGAUAAGAUGACCCAACUUUCAAAAUUAGCCCUUUUGGCUAGCCACAACAUUCAACAAGCUAGCUAGCUGUUUAGCUUACUAGCAUACUCACUAAUUUGUUUGUACAUGACUAACAUGCUAGUUAGCCACCACAUGUUCUUGUCAAACUGUCAACAGAGUAGCUUACAAGCAACGAGUUAUGCCAAAUAAAACAGUCUGAAAACCACUUGUGGGCAAAUAAAUCAGUCACAUUGCCAGGAAUCCGAUUUGUAUCUGAUUUCAAAAAACACCUACAAAUGUGGUUUGAACUGUGGCUUGAAAUAUCUGAUUCGAUGUGGUUUUUGACUGUUGAGACUGUAGAAAAGAAAUCGGAUUCAAAUUGGAUAUGCAAACCACUAGAAUUUGAGUCGCUUCAAACUGCCAGUGUGAACAGGGCUUUACGGUUACCUAGAUAUAGCCAUGCCAAUUCAAACUGGGUUUUUGUGUGCAUUAUGAGGACAUUGGGGUUGUUCUUACAUAAGUACCCUGAAAGACAGUCGAUACAGGCAGUAUCCAUAUGUUUAUGCUGUGCACUGUAUGAAUGGGAAUGUAUACCUGUAGGUUAAAGUGUCACAUUGUCAUGGCAUGUAUGUAGGCUAUGCUUGAAUGUGUUUUCCUCUACAAGAGUUACCGGAUGACUAUGAAUUCAAAGCUGUGUUAAAUAGGCCUGUUGGAUUGUGUGCAUCAUGUUUGGAAUCUGAAUUGCCGUCUUAACUGUAAUACUGCAAUGAAUUAUAUGAAAUACAUUUCUAUUGUCUUCUGUGCACCUGUUUUUGUUAAGGUGUGUUCUAAGUGUUAGAAUUAGUGUGUUUAAUGCAACCAUGGUGUCCUUAUUGACUAAAUUACUCCAUAAAGUAUAUUAACAGCACAAUCUGCAACGAUGAACCCUUUGAUUGGUAAGGUGAUGGAUGGGGGGCUAUACGUUAUUACAUUUUUUUCUUUAAGGAGCGAUGCAUAUUGUUUUAUAAAAACUGCUAUUUAAAACCAAAUGACUAAAAUCACAAGAAAAACAUAAACAAUUGAUUAUUACAAAAUAUCAAGCUAAUAGGCAUUUUUAUAAGAAUCAUAUAUCAUUACCAUAACUAACAUACAAAUCAGGACUAUCUUACAAAUUGUGGCAACCUAUUUGCCAACCUAUUCCAACAGCUAUAGUUUUGUUAGAAGCUGAAAAGUUUCCAUCGUGACAUCGUGACAGUGACAUGUUGAAAUACACCUAGCCUAACGGCCAUUUCCUUUUUAUUGAUCUCAAAAAGUACUGAAUUGCAGAAAUGGUCAUUUUCUUGAGACAUGACAACCUCGUUUCAACUAAUCAUCUUGUUCAAUGUUAUCAUGAGCAGACCCCCCCCCCCCCCCCCCCCCCAUUCACUGACCUGUGUCAAAUGAAAGAAUCAAUAUUCUGAGUUGGUUUAAUUGUCCUCCUAAUGGGACGAAUACAGUUCUGUGGUCAAAUUGAAGAGUUUGGUUCCAAAGCGCUAUAUCCACCAAUUUUAUUCACCAGACACGGUUGCUUAUGGUUACCUUCGUGUGUGUGUGUGUGUGUGUGUGUAAAAUAUUACUGUUCUCAGAUUUAUAAUUCAUUGAUUUUAUGUUUAUUAUUAUUUAAAUGCUUUUUGCUAAAUGCUAUGUAUCCAUUGUUUAGCUGGAAUGGAAUGUUCGUAUAGUAUAUUGCCUGUGAUAUGUGGUUGUCUCACGCUAUCUUAAGAUGAAUGCACUAACUGUAAGUCGCUCUGGGUAAGAGACUGCUAAAUGAAUAAAAUAUCAAAUGUAAAUAUUUGACAUACAGAUCUCAUAUUACUGUAUGGAUUCAUUUUUUGAAACUUAAAAAAAUAUAUUGUUGUCACAAAUGUAUCAUUUGUACAGUUCUUGUACAGCUCUUAUAUAAAACCUAACAGGACUACUUAUUUCUCUGAGAGUGAGGCGGAUAUACGCAGUGCCUUCAGAAAGUAUUCCCACCCCUUGACUUUUUCCACAUUUUGUUGUGUUACAAAGUGUGAUUAAAAUGGAUUGAAUUGUC